This is a messenger RNA of Venustampulla echinocandica, 240 nucleotides long. Its product is annotated as putative 60S ribosomal protein L30. Gene Ontology annotation, molecular function: RNA binding; structural constituent of ribosome. Bases 1 to 240 code for a protein of 79 amino acids. The transcript is spliced from 4 exons. Gene Ontology annotation, cellular component: cytosolic large ribosomal subunit. The record is from RefSeq and is a predicted model, not a curated record. NCBI's taxonomy places the organism in Eukaryota, Fungi, Ascomycota, Leotiomycetes, Helotiales, Pleuroascaceae.
AUGGCCCCAGUUAAGAAGUCUAAGAAGGAUGCCAACACCAUCAACUCGCGCCUGGCGCUUGUGAUGAAGUCCGGCAAAGUCACUUUGGGAUACAAGUCUACCCUCAAGACGCUCCGCUCCGGAAAAGCUAAGCUUGUCCUGAUCGCCGGAAACACCCCCCCUCUGCGCAAGAGCGAGCUGGAAUAUUAUAGCAUGCUUAGUAAGACCCAAGUGCAUCACUUCCAGGGAAACAACGUCUGA